AUGACCCACGUCAAUCUGAGCACGCGGGACGUCAACGUCCUCGAAAAGAUCAAGGACCCCGAGUUCAACCCGGCUGCUGGCGUCAUAACCGACGAGUCGCUGCCUCGCGACCCUCACGUCACCGACCCGGCCGACUAUGGCAGCCUGGUCCAGCAGGAGCGCACCAUCAUUGCCAAAAUCCAGGCCCUAGAAACGGAGUCCAGCAGCGAGUCCCAGUCACAGAACACAAACGAAACAGCUAUACAGGGCUAUCAACAAUGCCUCGCCGAGCUGGACACUCUUAUUUCUGAAUUUCCCAACUACGCAAGCGCUCGCAACAACCGCGCCCAAAUCAUCCGACGGCUCUACGGAGAUGCCAUGCUGCUCGAAACCACCACGGGCCUGCCGUUGCCGCUGAUCGAGCAGCCUGACGCCACCGAGAAGAAGGAGGCUGCUGUCCGCGCCCUGCAAGACUUGGAAACAUCCAUCUCUUUACUGUCGCCGGCUGCCUCGUCGACCGCCAUCUCGCCCCAGGCAGCACGAACCCUUUCCAUGGCCUACACGCAGCGCGCCGCCAUCUACCUCCGCACAUCCAAGCUGCUCUCCGACCGAAUGCUGGACACCGACGAGAGCCGACCCGAGGCCAGCUGGAACCGUGUCCAGUUUGAGCAGGCUGCCUCGCACGAUCUGGCAUAUGGUGGUCGCUAUGGUAAUCAGAUCGCAAAAGGGCUGGCUGUGAGCGUCAACCCUACGGCCAAGCUAUGCGGGCAGAUUGUUCGGGAGGCUAUGAAGAGGGGAUACGGCCCAUCAUUUGAUGAGUAA
Molecule: messenger RNA, 801 nt
Organism: Metarhizium album ARSEF 1941
Lineage: Eukaryota; Fungi; Ascomycota; Sordariomycetes; Hypocreales; Clavicipitaceae
Exons: 1
Coding region: 1-801 (266 amino acids)
Biological process (GO): cilium assembly
Source: RefSeq, a predicted model, not a curated record